This is a messenger RNA of Lytechinus variegatus (green sea urchin), 3998 nucleotides long. Its product is annotated as zinc finger protein 37 homolog. Bases 131 to 3604 code for a protein of 1157 amino acids. Gene Ontology annotation, biological process: regulation of transcription by RNA polymerase II. NCBI's taxonomy places the organism in Eukaryota, Metazoa, Echinodermata, Echinoidea, Temnopleuroida, Toxopneustidae. The record is from RefSeq and is a predicted model, not a curated record. Gene Ontology annotation, molecular function: DNA-binding transcription factor activity; RNA polymerase II cis-regulatory region sequence-specific DNA binding. The transcript has 4 exons.
AACUUGCAAAGUGCUUCGACUUUUUGUCUUUACUUUAGUUUUAAUGUCUUUAUUCUGAUUUAUUGUGGCAUGAAUAUGAAUCGAGGAAAGUUAGGGCAACCUAUCCAGAUCCAGAGUUGAAGCGUAUUCAAUGGAGGGAACAGAAUAUACAGUGGAGCCCUCAGUUGAAGGUACCAUGACAAUGAGAAAGGCAGCAUCACCAUGCAACAUUCCAGUGGAUGAAAAAAAAUCUUUAAGGAAAAUGAAACCGUAUGGAUGCGUGAUGUGCAAGAGAGCUUUUAGUAAAGCAUUGAACUUACAGAAGCACAUGAUGGAGGCACACGGCGUAACAGAAGAGAGCGAUGGUGACGAUGAUGAUGAUGAGGUGGUAGACGAGGACAAGGGUGAUGCCAGCCAUGCCCAAAAUCAAGAUGGGGACAGAAUCAACGUCCUUGCAGAUGCAGCUGCCAGUGUACUCGGUGAGUCGUGUCAUAUCUCUGGGGCAGACAGGGAUACCAAUGAUCCCCUUUCAUGUUCCAAUCCAAGAGAUGGCACUCAGGGGAAUCCCUGGAUGGAUACUCACAAAGCAGCAUCAAACUCUGAUAGAGGGGGAACUAGUUCCACUGGGCAGGUCCAAACUGCAGUACUCAUGAACCCCGGUGAUAUCAUUGCGCAGGCUGCAGUAGGUGCCCAAAUCAUUGUCGAUGCAAAGAAUGUAUGUAGGUCAGAAACAAAGCAUUCAGGCAGAGAAGAACUGUCAACUGUAGAAGAUGUUGCUUUUUCCGGCGAUCAUGAUCAUGUUGAAGUGGCAAGUGAUGACGAAUCAGUAUUUUUUCCUGAAAAUGCUACAGGUGUUGUUCGUACUGAUGGAAAAGAACAGUGCAAUGAGACAAUAUCACAAGUGCCUCCUGUGUUGUUGCACAUAGACAAAUCAUCUUCAAAGAUAGCAACUCCGGAACCAAGAAGAUCACCACCUGUCAAGACUGCUGGUGCUUCCAAAGCAACUGGUACAUGUCAGGAAGAUUGUGUCUGUAUCAAUGUGGACGGGCAAAAUGAAAAAUUGAAGAAGAAGCAAAUAACAACAGCAAAAUCAUCUACAAAUAGAUGCAGGAAGACAUCUCAUACCAAAUGCUCCUUCAUAAAUAAAGAAUCAUCUGCAGCAGAGCCAAGACCCGGGAGUGGGGCACUUGAAGGAAGCUCACAGGAAGCUGAUCAUGCCAACCUACAGGACAUCCAGAGAGUUCAAAGGCCCAGUCUCCGAAGGUCUACGAGGUGCUCAAAGAAAAGGGUAGACAGUGAUUUCAUCAGAGAAGGAGAGAGGAAGACGGAGAUGAACAGAUUGAAGAAGGUCGACCAAAGGAAGAUGGAAAAGAAGAGGAAACAGGAAGAUCGGAAGGGAGAGAAGGAGGGAAAGAGACAGGAAGAAACCGAAGAAGAUCUGCCCCAAAGUCCUCAAGAAUGUACAGCCAAAGGAACUAACAGGAAAAGGAAGACUUUAGAGGAGAAAUUAGCUGAGCUUCACAGAGCCCAUGAGGAGACAAUGAAACUCAAUGCCUUUGUUCAAAAUAUCAUCUCUGAUGGUUCAGAUGCCAAGCUAGCAUCGAACCAGAAAUCCUCCACUAGCAGAAAGCGAAAAUGUAACAAAUCAAAGACAUAUGACUGUCUGAGCUGCCAGAAGAAGUUCCACGUGCUCUCUGAGUGCAUAAACCACAUGAAGAAGGCGCACCUGCCAUUCAAGAAGCAGUGUCCAAGAGAAAGUGAAGGAGAACCUGCUUCGUUGGAUGUCUCGCCCUCUCUUGAAGUGGAGGAAGAUAGCGGCGUUGAGGAGGUGUUGGCGCCUCACCAGGAGAACAGUGCUCCCAAAAGGGAAAGAGACACAGGAAAAGUGCCAAAGAUCCUUCAGAAGAGAAAGAGCUCUGGUACAGUUGGAGAAUACGCGUGCGAUUACUGCAGUGAGGUCAGCAAGACCUUAGAGGGACAUCGGUUACACAUGACCUCCCACUGCGGGCUUGUCGAGGAGAAAUGCCACAAGUGCAAGGUGUACGAACCUCGACCCAGUGCGGCUCAGAUUGAAGCGAUCCAAAAGUCUGUUGAAAAAGUCAGAGAGCUGACGGAAUCCAGUGGUUAUGAGUUCAGGCAUGGACGGCAGCUGAUUGAGCAGUUUCUUCAGUGCGUCGUGUGCGGCAGCUGCUUUGCUGUGUACAAUCAUCUUCGGAAUCAUAUGAGUCAACAUAAAGCCAUCGUGUGUCAGGUCUGCAGUAGUGUGUUUCCGAGCACAGAGGCCUUGGGGAAGCACCUCCCCCAUCACAAGACGGGUCCCUUGACGUGCAAAACGUGUGGCCAGACUUUCUUCUCCUCUAAAACACUUCUGACGCACAUACGCAGCCAUAGCAACAAGUUCAGAUGCAAUGAUUGUGGUGUGACAUUCAGGAAUCGAGGCAAUCUAUUGAAACAUCAAAAGCAAAGCCAGGUACAUGGGCAUACGGGAGGAGUAAGGUUUAUCACACAAUCAAAGUAUGAUGGAAAAUCAAAAGUAAUGUGCACAUUUUGCGAAAACCUGUUUUGCUCAGAGAUGACCCUGAGACGUCAUAUUGAAGCUUUUCACCCUGAAAAGGUUGAUGAUCGAGGGAAGUAUGUAUGCGAGAUCUGCGGGGCUGUCAAACACAAUCAUAAAACUCUCCAAGCUCACUUGAUAUGCCACAAUGAACCCAAGCAAAAGUGUCAUAUGUGCGAUAAAGUUUUCUUGCGACCAACCAAUCUUAAGAAUCACAUCCAGCGCGUACACGAGCACAGAAGGGAAUUCACCUGCCAGUACUGUGGCAAGUGUAUCUCCUCGAAUAUGAGUUUGCGGGAUCACGAAAGACUCCACACGGGCGAGAAACCAUUUAAAUGUGUAAAAUGUGGCGAGAGUUUCCGUCUUCGGAAAUCUUAUCAAACCCAUCUUCAGAGUAAACACUUCAAGGACAGGUCCUUCAGGUGCGAUCAGUGCGGGAAGGGUUUCUUCACCCACCACGCGCUCUACAAACACAAGAGGAUUCAUACUCCAAACGUGUGGAGUGUGUGUCCUGAAUGUGGGAAGCAGUUCAAGCGGAAAGAUCUCUUGCAGUACCACGUGGUGCAGUAUCACCGUGGUCAUUUGCGGUGCUCGAAAUGUACGCGACGCUUUAAUUCCGAAAUCUCCCUGAGGUACCACAUGAACAAGAAGCACAAGAUUAACCUUUACCUCAACAACAAUGCUGAGCAGGAUGAUAGUGAAUCCCAGUCACAGACAUCACCUGCUGUCAAGGAUGUUCCUUCUCCAACUGUUAGAUCAGAGAACUCGCCUACUGCCCAAGCAAUUUCUUCUCAAUCUGAUGCACCAGAAGACCCGUCUUACAUCUCACAUAGUUCUGCCAAGAAUAUUAUCGCUGCCACCUUGAUCGAUGCCAACUCAAAAGAUAGUUUUACAGAUGUGGUUUUGAGCAGCAGUGUUGGUCUCCCAUCCACAUCUGUGACCCUUGAGACUUCUCAUGCUUUACCAAGACCAUAUGCUACAGACCAAAGGCUGAGCGAUCCUACAAACGUAGCCAUCUCAACAAUAUUUUCACAACUCUUCGAAAGAAAUAUUGGCUCUGUUCCAGAAUAGUGAUUCAAUUCUAAUGAUAUUAAUAAUAAUAUGCAACAUUUAUAUAGCGCUUAGUACAAAUGUUUUAAAGCUCUGCAUACCAUUACCUCAGCUGUAGCACAGGUACCCUAAUCGGGCACUCGAGCAUUCAAGGAAUUUCUUCCUACCUGGUACCCAUUCACUACACCUUGGUGGAGAUUCACAAAUGUAGAGAAACGCCUUGUCAAUGGACGCAAGUGCUUCGUUUGGGAUUUGAACCCUGAACCUUGUGGUUCAAAGUCUGGAGACUUAUCUAUUAAGCCACAACAGCACUAUGAGGUAUUGUAGAAUACUCAGUAUUAUCAUCUCAAUAUUAAAGGAAACCAAAACCCAAGAAAAGAAGCAAUCUUAUUAGAAAGAGUAAAAUGAGAGGAAC